Acomys russatus (golden spiny mouse) is the source of this 1153-nucleotide messenger RNA. RefSeq names its product actin gamma 1 (gene Actg1). The record is from RefSeq and is a predicted model, not a curated record. Gene Ontology annotation, biological process: cell motility; axonogenesis. The coding region runs from base 26 to 1153 and encodes 375 amino acids. Gene Ontology annotation, cellular component: synapse; axon; cytoplasm. The transcript is spliced from 5 exons. NCBI's taxonomy places the organism in Eukaryota, Metazoa, Chordata, Mammalia, Rodentia, Muridae. Gene Ontology annotation, molecular function: protein kinase binding; nucleosomal DNA binding.
GGGCGUCCAUACCGCUCAGAUCGCAAUGGAAGAAGAGAUCGCCGCGCUCGUCAUUGACAAUGGCUCCGGCAUGUGCAAAGCUGGCUUUGCUGGCGACGACGCCCCCAGGGCCGUGUUCCCUUCCAUCGUCGGUCGCCCCCGGCACCAGGGCGUCAUGGUAGGCAUGGGCCAGAAGGACUCCUACGUGGGUGACGAGGCCCAGAGCAAGCGAGGUAUCCUGACCCUGAAGUACCCCAUCGAGCACGGCAUCGUCACCAACUGGGACGACAUGGAGAAGAUCUGGCACCACACCUUCUACAACGAGCUGCGUGUGGCCCCUGAGGAGCACCCUGUGCUUCUGACCGAGGCCCCUCUGAACCCCAAAGCAAACAGAGAGAAGAUGACGCAGAUAAUGUUUGAGACCUUCAAUACCCCAGCCAUGUACGUGGCCAUUCAGGCGGUGCUGUCCUUGUAUGCAUCUGGGCGCACCACUGGCAUUGUCAUGGACUCUGGUGAUGGGGUCACACACACAGUGCCCAUCUACGAGGGCUACGCCCUUCCCCACGCCAUCUUGCGUCUGGACCUGGCUGGCCGGGACCUGACAGACUACCUCAUGAAGAUCCUGACUGAGCGGGGCUACAGCUUUACCACCACUGCUGAGCGGGAAAUUGUGCGUGACAUUAAGGAGAAGCUGUGCUAUGUGGCCCUGGAUUUUGAGCAAGAAAUGGCUACUGCUGCCUCCUCCUCCUCCUUGGAGAAGAGCUAUGAGCUGCCCGACGGGCAGGUGAUCACCAUUGGCAAUGAGCGGUUCCGGUGUCCAGAGGCGCUGUUCCAGCCCUCCUUCCUGGGCAUGGAGUCGAGCGGCAUCCACGAGACCACCUUCAACUCCAUCAUGAAGUGUGACGUGGACAUCCGCAAGGACCUGUACGCCAACACAGUGCUGUCUGGUGGCACCACCAUGUACCCAGGCAUCGCCGACAGGAUGCAGAAGGAGAUCACAGCCCUGGCACCCAGCACAAUGAAGAUUAAGAUCAUCGCCCCUCCUGAGCGCAAGUACUCAGUCUGGAUCGGCGGCUCCAUCCUGGCCUCCCUGUCCACCUUCCAGCAGAUGUGGAUCAGCAAGCAGGAAUACGACGAGUCGGGGCCCUCCAUCGUCCACCGCAAGUGCUUCUAG